Molecule: messenger RNA, 2119 nt
Organism: Eucalyptus grandis
Lineage: Eukaryota; Viridiplantae; Streptophyta; Magnoliopsida; Myrtales; Myrtaceae
Product: cyclic nucleotide-gated ion channel 18
Exons: 6
Coding region: 53-2119 (688 amino acids)
Biological process (GO): monoatomic ion transport; transmembrane transport
Cellular component (GO): membrane
Molecular function (GO): monoatomic ion channel activity; protein binding
Source: RefSeq, a predicted model, not a curated record
CUCGCACCCUCGCCGCCGCGGACUCCACCAAACCUGGACUCCGCCAUGGAAGAUGAAUAGGAUAAUCCACUCCUCCACCUCCAAAUUCCGCCACUUCCACCACCGCCACCGCCGCCCUCCCUCCUCCGCCUCCUCCCCCUAUUACCUCCUAUGGCGCCGCCGCAUCCUCGAGCCGGACAGCGAGAUCGUGACGCACUGGAACCAGGUCUUCCUCAUCACCUGCCUCCUCGCCCUCUUCAUCGACCCUCUCUACUUUUACCUCCCCUCCGUCGGCGGCCCCGUGUGCGUCGAGACCGACACCUCCCUCAAGGUCACGGUCACCGUCUUCCGCACGUUCGCCGACCUCUUCUACCUGCUGCACAUGGUCAUGAAGUUCAGGACCGCCUUCGUCGCGCCCAGCUCUAGGGUUUUCGGCCGCGGUGACCUCGUCAUGGAUCCGAGGGAGAUCGCGAUGAGGUACUUGAAGGCUGAUUUCUUGAUUGAUCUCGCCGCCACACUUCCCCUGCCUCAGAUUGUGAACUGGUUAGUAAUUCCAGCAACAAAAUCUUCAAGAGCUGACCAUGCUAACAACACGUUGGCUUUAAUAGUUCUUAUCCAAUAUGUUCCGAGAAUGUUUCUCAUUUUCCCGUUGAAUCAACGGAUUGUGAAGACUACUGGGGUCUUCGCUAAGACUGCUUGGGCAGGGGCUGCAUACAAUUUGGUUCUUUACAUUCUCGCAAGUCAUGUGAUUGGAGCCAGCUGGUACGUUUUAUCCAUGGGACGCCAAUUUAAAUGCUGGAAGACAGAGUGUGACAAGGAACAGAUCAUAUCUUGUCUUCCAAGUUUUCUGGAUUGUAGUAGUUCACAGCUACCUGAGCGCCAGUACUGGCUGAAUGUGACUCAUGCGCUCUCCAACUGUGAUCCUGGGAACCCAGACAUCCAAUUCAAGUUUGGGAUGUUUGCAGAUGCAUUUACUAAUGAUGUUGCAUCUUCACAUUUUAUUCAGAAGUACCUUUACUGUCUCUGGUGGGGUUUACAAAACUUAAGUUCAUAUGGACAGAAUCUGGAAACAAGCGUCUAUCUUGGCGAGACAUUGUUCGCCAUUUUUAUAUGCAUUGCUGGGCUAAUAUUAUUCUCGCUUUUAAUUGGAAAUAUGCAGACGUAUCUGCAAUCUAUGACGGUAAGAGUUGAAGAAUGGAGGGUUAAACGAAGAGAUAUGGAAGAGUGGAUGAGACACCGCCAAUUACCUGAAGACCUGCAGGAACGCGUCCGCCAAUUCAUUCAAUACAAAUGGCUGGCCACUAGAGGAGUUAAAGAAGAGUCUAUUCUGCAAUUGUUGCCCUUGGAUCUCCGGCGUGAAAUACAACGGCAUCUCUGCCUCAACCUUGUUCGCCGUGUCCCAUUUUUCGCGCAAAUGGACGAUCAGCUUCUCGAUGCCAUAUGCGAACGCCUAGUCUCAUCUCUGAGUACCCAAGGCACCUACACCAUGCGAGAAGGAGAUCCAGUAAAUGAGAUGCUGUUCAUCAUUAGAGGACACUUGGAGAGCUCCACCACCAACGGAGGGAGAUCCGGCUUCUUCAACUCAAUCACUCUUAGACCCGGCGACUUCUGCGGCGAGGAAUUGCUUACCUGGGCCUUAAUGCCGAACCCAAGCCUAAACCUUCCUUCUUCGACUCGGACCGUGCGAGCCCUCUCCGAAGUCGAAGCUUUUGCACUCGGAGCGGAAGACCUCAAGUACGUGGCUAAUCAGUUCAAGCGUCUCCACAGCAAGAAACUUCAGCACGCCUUCAGGUACUACUCUCACCAAUGGAGGACUUGGGGUGCUUGCUUCAUACAAGCUGCUUGGAGAAGGCACGUAAAGAGAAAAUUAGUGAAGGAGUUGGCCAUGCAAGAGAACGUAUACUAUAUGAAGAUGGAAGACCUGGACGGUAAUUACGACGGCACUUAUGAGGACGAGACAGAGAAUGCUCAUGCCCAGCACCUCGGAGCCACCGUCUUGGCCUCAAAAUUCGCUGCGAAUACGAAGAGAGGCGUCAAUCAUAGGGUUCAAAUUGUUGAUCCUACUGCCACCAGCUUGAAAAUGCCCAAAAUGUUCAAGCCAGACGACCCUGAUUUCUCCCUAGAUCAUGAUGAUGUAUAG